AUGGCGGCGGCGGCGGCGGGAGGAGGAGGAGGAGGAGGCGGCGGCGGCGGCGGAGGAGGAGGCGGCGGCGGCGGCGGCCGGGCCUACUCGUUCAAGGUGGUGCUGCUCGGCGAGGGCUGCGUGGGCAAGACCUCCCUCGUCCUGCGCUACUGCGAGAACAAGUUCAACGACAGGCACAUCACCACCCUGCAGGCAUCUUUCUUAACAAAGAAGUUGAAUAUUGGUGGAAAAAGAGUCAAUCUUGCAAUAUGGGAUACUGCUGGUCAAGAGAGAUUCCAUGCCCUGGGUCCUAUUUACUACCGGGAUUCAAAUGGAGCCAUUUUAGUUUAUGACAUAACAGAUGAAGACUCUUUUCAGAAGGUAAAAAACUGGGUCAAAGAGUUGCGGAAAAUGUUGGGAAACGAAAUCUGCUUGUGUAUAGUUGGUAAUAAAAUAGACUUGGAAAAAGAGAGACAUGUUUCAGUUCAAGAAGCAGAAGCGUAUGCAGAAUCAGUGGGAGCAAAACAUUAUCAUACUUCUGCCAAACACAAUAAAGGAAUUGAAGAACUCUUUCUUGACCUGUGUAAAAGAAUGAUAGAAACAGCUCAAGUGGAUGAACGAGCGAAAGGCAACGGUUCCAGUCAACCAGGCCCGGCGAGGAGAGGGGUACAGAUUAUUGACGACGAACCACAAAUACAGAGCAGCGGCGGCUGCUGUUCGUCCGGAUAACUUCAAACACUUGCAGACAAACCAACGAACAAAAAGGAAAACAAACAAAAAUGACAGAACUGUGUUUCAUCGCCCCCAACACGAAGACUGCCAUAUUCCACGUCACAUUCUUUUACCGGUGGAAUCAUAGAAUUAACAGUAUUUUAAAAGAAUUACAUUUAUAACACUGCAGAGACCUUAAGUGCUAAACUAGUGGAGUCUGUGACCAGAGAAUUGGCGUUUUCUACACUGUUAACAAAGCAAUUACCAAUGGCCUUUUUACAUUUUUUUUUUUUCUUUAAUGAGGAAUAAUAUUGCAUGUAGAAAAGACCUCCUACUUAAAGGCUUCAUAUAUAUUCUUUUAAAUCAGAUCAUUAUUUAAUAACUUAUAUACAUUGUUGUUGGAAUGGUAUACAUUUUUGAAGCCCUUUGUAUUUUGUGGUAGAUUGAACUGUAUCACUUCUAAACUGCAGAUGGAUUUUUUUUUUUUUUUAAUUAGCAGAUACCCGAAGUACUAUUUUUGCAGGGUUUGCACAAGCUCAUACAUGUCAACUACUUUGAUAUACCCUAUAUUCAUCCUGUAUGCUGAGCUGGUAAAAACAUGUUGUAAAUGACACAUUAAAUAUUUUAUCUGCUUUUACGAGUGCAGGCGCAGAAAUAUGUACAGCAGUCCUGUCAGUGACUGCGAAUUGAGUGGACAUUUGUGGAAAAUCGGCAAGCUUUUUGAGCUCAAGUCCAAUGCAGGCUGUUUGGUUCCUUCACCCGUUGAGUCUUAGUAGGGAAAUCGUGUGGCUUUUUCUUUUUCUUUCUCUUUUUAAAUUCACAGUCGAACGGCUAACUUAGGUGCGUGUUCCCCUUUCAAUCCUUUCCACUGAAGAGCAGCAUUUUUGUCUCUGCGGCGAGAACAUUGACUAUUUCCGCGCUUCCCUACAGUAAAGCGGUAAAGCCAUCGGUCAGUGGUGUUUAUUGAGGGCUUGCGGUGUGCAGUGCACUGUACUAAGCGCUCAGUAGAGCACUGAGCUUUUCGAAUCUGAAACUGCUUUAGCUUCCUCUUAACCUUUUCAUGAGACUGUGUGUGUGCACACUAGAGAAAGUUGUUCCAAAACGCAUCAGAACCAAGACCAUCUUAUAAUUUAUUAAUACAGCGCAGGGCUAACCUUCCUUUCGUGAGUAAGCUAGACCUCUCCCAGGGCCGGGGCUGAACAAGGGAAAAAAUGUCAGCUUUAGGAGUUAUCGAGGUGGGCCUUGCAGGAAAAAGCUGCAUCAUUAACACUGGAAAGAAUUUAUUAAAGCUCUAUUCUUGCAUA
This is a messenger RNA of Tachyglossus aculeatus (Australian echidna), 1994 nucleotides long. It is a transcript of the gene RAB21, whose product is annotated as RAB21, member RAS oncogene family. The transcript is spliced from 7 exons. Lineage: Eukaryota; Metazoa; Chordata; Mammalia; Monotremata; Tachyglossidae. Gene Ontology annotation, biological process: Rab protein signal transduction. Bases 1 to 708 code for a protein of 235 amino acids. Gene Ontology annotation, molecular function: GTP binding; GTPase activity. The record is from RefSeq and is a predicted model, not a curated record.